This is a messenger RNA of Cannabis sativa, 1993 nucleotides long. Its product is annotated as tubulin-folding cofactor E. Bases 141 to 1718 code for a protein of 525 amino acids. The transcript has 15 exons. The record is from RefSeq and is a predicted model, not a curated record. NCBI's taxonomy places the organism in Eukaryota, Viridiplantae, Streptophyta, Magnoliopsida, Rosales, Cannabaceae. Gene Ontology annotation, molecular function: protein binding.
AUAGGUGCAAGACAUUAGUGCCCCGUAGAAUGGUCAUGAGAAUAUGGAAAGAAAAAAAGGCAAGUUAUAUUCAGUAGAAAAAAUUAUGGUACUGACAACCGACAAGUGACAACUGAGGCAAGCACAGAACAGAGCAGAGGAUGCAAGAGAACGAGUUCAGGCUCGGCCAGCGAGUUCACUCAGCUGGAGAUCCCUGGCGAAUCGGAACGGUGCGGUACCUUGGACCCGUCCAAGGCUAUUCCGGCAGCUGGGUCGGAGUGGACUGGGACAGUGAGGACGCCAAGCACGAUGGUUCCAUCAAUGGGGUCCGAUAUUUCCAGGCCAAGUCUGAACGAUCCGGCUCUUUUUUUCGGACCCAUAAUCUGAGUUCCGGCAUUUCGUUGAUUGAAGCUCUCCGGCUCAGAUACCAAGGUGAAACGACUGAAGAAGAAGAAGAUGAAAUGUAUGUUCUUUCAGCGAGUAAUAAACGGGUUUCUAUUCAGCUACUUGGUAAAGAAAAAAUUCAAGAUAAACUAAGUCGAUUCGAGGAGCUGACUGGAGCAUCGCUUUCUUUCUUGGGUGUUAGCUCACCUGGAUUCUCUGGUGAUACUGGUAGUCUCCUGCCAAAUUUAAAGGAGCUUGAUUUGACUGGAAAUCUGCUAUCAGACUGGAAGGAUGUUGGCACUAUCUGUAAAGAGUUACCAAUGCUUCAAGCCCUCAAUUUGUCCUACAAUUUAAUGGCGCCAGACAUUGUUGAGCUGCCACAAUUAAAAAACAUACGCAUUUUAGUUCUGAAUCAUACAGGUGUAAACUGGACAAAGGUUGAAAUUUUAAAAACUUCACUGCCAGCAAUUGAAGAGUUGCAUCUAAUGGGAAAUAGCAUAAGCACAAUAGAUCCUCCUGCAUCCUUUACAGUUCAGGGAUUUGAUUCUCUGCGGCUUCUGAAUUUGGAAGACAAUAGUAUAGCUGAUUGGAAAGAAAUUAUAAAACUUUCGCUGCUGAGAAGCUUGGAGCAGCUUCAUUUGAACAAGAACAAUUUGAGCUGCAUCUCGUACCCAGAUCAUGAUAUGUUAGAUGAACAAACUGACAAGCCAUUUCAAAAUUUGCGUUGCCUUCUUCUCGGAAACAACAAUCUUGAAGAUCUGGCUUCAAUUGAUACACUGAACUUAUUUCCAAAACUAGUGGAUAUACGGCUCUCUGAUAAUCCAGUAGCUGAUCCUGGAAGGGGUGGAAUACCAAGGUUUGUUUUGAUUGCGCGUUUGGCAAAGGUUGAAGUUCUGAAUGGGAGUGAGGUUAGGCCUCGUGAAAGAAAAGAGUCUGAGAUUCGGUAUAUUCGCUUAGUGAUGUCAAAGAUGCAAGGCAGUCCAGAAGAUAUCCAGCGGCUCCACCCUAGGUUUCUUGAGCUUAAAAGUUUUCAUGGAAUUGAAGAUGAGAAACCCUCGAGUGGGGGCACAGGCCCUCAGAAAAUGGCAUCCGGGUUUCUAUCCAUCAUUCUAAAAUGUGUUGGAGCAUCUAUUGGAGAGAAGCCCCUACUUACAAAAAAGCUACCAGGCACCACAACGGUUGGCAAGCUGAAGAUCCUUUGUGAGAGCUUUUUCAAGUUGAAGUCUGUAAAGCUGAAAUUGUAUCUUCAAGAGGAGGGUUCUCCUUUUCCAAUUUUGCUGGACGAUGAAAUGGCAUCUCUGAUUGAUGUUGGUGUUGGCAAUGAAUCAACCAUACUUGUUGAUGAGGAGAGCUAAGAGAAACUAUGUACAACCAUAUGUGCAUUGGCAACUUUGUCGAAUUUGCCUUUUUGUCUACUAAGUGUGCACAAUCGAAGUUUUCUUCCUUGUUCACUUUGAGUUAAGGCUGAAAAUUUAGCCCCAAGAGGUGCUAGUAAGAUGAGGGGUAGAACAGGAGUGCUCUUCCUAUCUUUAUUUCACAAACUUUUAGCUGCCAAAUAUGAUUGUCGAAAGUUUCAUUUUGGAAUUGAUAAUGUUUUGAUUAAUGGCAAUUUUGUUUCAAUUUCAAGUGA